AGACCUGAAAGUGGCACAUGGCAGAGUGUGGCGAUGGAGACAGCAGCAAUGGGAGGCCGUACAGGGACCCAUGAGAGGGACUCUGGACCUGGCAGCAGCAUGAGGAGGCGGUACAGGGGGCCCAUGGCAGAUUAGGGGCCUGGCAGCAGCUAUGGGAGGCCCGUAAUCUGCCAGCACCCUAUGACAAAAACUGGCAUGAGAGACAGCAUGAGGGGCGGUACAGGGGCCCAUGGCAGAUUAGGGGCCUGGCAGCAGCUAUGGGAGGCCCGUAAUCUGCCAGCACCCUAUGACAAAAAAUGGAACACACCAGCAGUGUGUGAGGAGACCUGAAAGUGGCACAU
Staurois parvus is the source of this 341-nucleotide messenger RNA. The record is from the annotation of a GenBank genome assembly. NCBI's taxonomy places the organism in Eukaryota, Metazoa, Chordata, Amphibia, Anura, Ranidae.